CACGGCUUAAGCCUCAGCGGCGCUGCGACCCUGAAGAGGGAAAGGGGGAGUGAUCGUGGCUGGAUCAUUCGGGGUUGGUCGGAUCGAAUGGGAAAAAAGUGAUGAAUAGAUCUUGCUCUCUCUGUAAGGUAGUGUCGUAUUAAUAUUAUAUGUGCUGGCGAUGGACGUCUACACCUGAUAUCAAUAUCCAUCGACAGGAUAUCGUCCAUUCAUUCCUUUACCCUCGUGCGCUCCGCGUACAGUCCGCUCCUUUCCAUCCCGUCGCAGACGCCUAGGUAUACGAUGCUUGAACCACGAUUGUAGGACCAGACGGCCAAUGUUCCCCGACCCAGCAGAGCCCUUCGCCAUGGACGAGCGACGACGACGACCCUCCUUUCCCUCCUCACAUCCACCCCGCCGGUUCUUAUUCCUCCUCUGGUCGAUAUGUUGUCUCGCCUUCGCCUCCGCCUCUCCCUCCCCAGCUGCAGAUAUCUACAUCGACGAGCAGAUGCUCGAUGCUCAAGCCGUGUCAGACACUCUCCUCGUUGACCAGCGUCCGCCCCCGAACCCCAAGGCCUGGACCCUGGCGACGGAGAAUGACGACGUGGUCGUCCCUCUCCAGCGCCGCGCUGGAGCCACGGCGACGGCGACAGUGACAGUGACGCAGACGACGGGCGCAACGGCAGUCUCCCAGACGCCCAAUCCUCUUCCCAGCCCUUUCGAUCAGGGCUUCAAUAAUAAUAUCACCCAGAGCUGUGCGGAUUUCAUGUAUGGCUUCCUUGCAAAUGGAACCUUUAGAUCUUGCCUCCCGUUCUCUCUGCUUCUCCAGAACUCCGACUCCUUCUUCCAAGCCACCAAAUCCUUCCUCCGCAUCUCCCAAACCCUCGAUGCAACCUGCGCUGCCGAUGCCACCGUCUGCACGCCUUAUAUGACCGACCUCGCCACGAACCUCGCCCUCCCCGCAAACUGCGGCUCCGACCUCUCGAACCAGAAUCCCAUCAUCCAACAAGCGCACCUCGGUCUCCUGGCCUACAGACCCCUCUACACCGCGUCCUGCCUCCGCGAUCCCACCACCGCCUCCUACUGCUUCGCCGACGCCGUCACAAACGCUUCCUCCCCCACCGACUCCUACAUCUACUACCUCCCGCUCAACAUCGCGCUCCCGGGAGGCAGCCAGCCCACGUGCGACGCGUGUCUGCAGAAUACCAUGACCGUGUUCCAGCAAGCCGGCGCCCAGAAAGACUCCGCGCUCGCCAACGACUACGAGGCUGCCGCCACACAGGUCAAUCUGCAAUGCGGCCCGGGCUUCGUCAGUGCGAACCUGGCGCCGGCCGUGAGCGCCGCAGCGCGGGGGAUGCCGCAUCCGGUGUCGUGGUGGGCCCUGGUGCUGCUCGUUGUGGCCGUGCGGUUAUUCGGGUGAUGAGGCAACAACGCAGUAUCGCAAUGCAAUGCAUUGCAUAGGUACAUAUAUAUGCGCGUACAUCGAUAUCGCUCCAGCAGGCGAAUCCUUACCCUACCUACCUUACCGAAGCGCGACGUCUCCCGAUGAUGCCGAAAAGCAGCAAAAGCAAAAGCCAAAACACCAAACAAAAAUCCCCAUCCCAUCUCAUCUCAUCUCUCAGUCAAAACAAAUCAGCGGCGCCUAAAUAUAUAUACCACGGCGUGCAGGACAGGAACGGAGGAGCAGGAGCAUCGGCACUGGCGUUUUAUAUCUCUCUCCCUACCUACCUUACCUAUUAUACCACAAUAUCAUCACACUUAUGAUAUGAUAUGAUAUUUAUUUAAUCUCCUUUCUUUCUUUCCCCCUUUUUUUUAAUAGAAAAAAAAGGCGGGCAGGCAGGCGGGCGGGCGAACGGGGCAGGC
Molecule: messenger RNA, 1842 nt
Organism: Amorphotheca resinae ATCC 22711
Lineage: Eukaryota; Fungi; Ascomycota; Leotiomycetes; Helotiales; Amorphothecaceae
Exons: 2
Coding region: 347-1399 (350 amino acids)
Source: RefSeq, a predicted model, not a curated record